This is a messenger RNA of Papaver somniferum (opium poppy), 3496 nucleotides long. RefSeq lists its product as uncharacterized. Lineage: Eukaryota; Viridiplantae; Streptophyta; Magnoliopsida; Ranunculales; Papaveraceae. The transcript has 12 exons. The record is from RefSeq and is a predicted model, not a curated record. Gene Ontology annotation, biological process: DNA replication. Gene Ontology annotation, cellular component: nucleus. The coding region runs from base 1 to 2043 and encodes 680 amino acids. Gene Ontology annotation, molecular function: DNA binding; protein binding.
AUGUUGCCAGUGGAUUACUCUUUCAAGCAAUACCAUAAUGUCUUUUUCUACAAGUUGGGGUGGAAGGCUAAACUUUUGUCUCAAGCUGGCAGAGCAGUCAUUAUAAAGUCUGCUCUAAGUGCCUAUGCCAGCUAUCAGAUGCAAUGCAUCUCCUUUACUAAGACUGUGCUAGACAACUUUGAUAAAAUUCAACGUGAACUUUGGUGGAAUAAGAAAGAUGCUGCUAAUGGGAUCUAUACCAAGGCUUGGGUUAAUAAUGGUUCUCAGGUUAGCAUUUGGUCUGACCAUUGGUUGCCUAAACAAGAUGUUUGCAUUGUUCCUAAAGUAGUUGAUAAUGAUUUACUCUCUACUAUUAAUCAACUUACUGAUGGUCAUGGAAACUUGAAUGAUAAUAUGAUUAAUAAAUACAUUCAUUAUUCUCUGCAUAAUAAAAUUAAGUCUAUAGCUUUAGAUCCAAUGAUGCCUGAUAGGAUUAGAUGGAAGCAUGCAAAUUCUGAUUCGACUCAUUAUGCUGUGUUAGAAACUCAGUUGAAUGAGAAACUGUUCAAUGACGAUAUUCGUAAGGGGUCUGUGGUUCAAUUAUUUGAUUACAUGAGUCAUACUAUUCAGAAUCGGAACGACUGUGCUCUGCUAAUCUCUGUUUCUGCCUUAAGGGGUUUUGCUCUAGAAGCUGGGGACUUGCCGAAGUUUAAUCAGAUACACGUUCUGAUUGGAGCAGCAAUGGUUGAGGCUAUGGGGGAGCAGCAAUGGUUGAUUAGAUGUUUAAAUACUCAAAACCAGAUAUUAGAUAUUUUACAAGGCAUUGGUGAUGCAGGUAAUAAUUAUAAAAAGGAUGAUCAUAAAGGUUUACAAAACCCGUCAUCAUCCGACUGUCAUGAGCUGCAAGCUAGGAUAUUGCCACCGAAAGCAUUAUUGAUACCAGAAGAAGAUACAGCGAAAGUUGCAGAAAACGUGAAAAACACACCAUCCCUAGUGUUUGGGGAGAUCACAGGGGUGUUACCUAAGGAUGAUCGUAAUGUACACUAUCAGCAGCGCUCGUAUGAUCAUCAACUUGGUGAAUUCAAAGGAAAUCAUACAACCUUGGAACAGAACCUUCAAUAUAAAGGUGAGAAGGUGAUGAGUAAAAAGUAUGUUUUGAAUGGAUACAAGCAGCUGUACUUUGCAGCAUAUAAUGGUGACUGGGAAAAGGCUAGUAAGUUUUUCGAGAAUAAUCCACAAGCAAUUGGAGAAGUGGUCACAGAAGAACAAGAAACAGCACUGCAUAUAGCCGCACACAGGAAUCACUUGGUGUUUAUAGAGGAGAUUGUGAGAUGCAUGCCACCUGAAGUACUGGAAUAUAAAACAAGAUAUACUAAAUCUACAGCACUUCACUUCGCUGUCAUGCAUGGAAACCUAAAAGCAGCUGAGGUGAUGUAUAAGAAGAAUCAAAAGUUGACGCAGAUACAGGAUGGUGAUGGACUGGUACCCCUUGCAUAUGCUCUUGUGUGUGCUACAGGUGCACAAGAAGAGAUGGUUAAGUACCUUUACCCUAUAACUAGAGAAGAUGACCCAAGUCCUUUCUCGGGUCACUGUGGAGGGUUUUACGAUUUUGCGUCAUCUCUUGUUGAACGAUUUCCAGGAUUGGUUAGUACGAAGUCGAAGUGGUCUAAGGAAUAUGGAGUCGAGGUACUUGUUGAGAAGCCGUUUACAUUCUUUAGUGGAGCUAAGCUAACAUGGUGGGAACGUUACAUCUAUCCAUUAAUUCAAGUGGACAUGGAUGCUGCACGUGGCCAUGACAGCCAAGUAGAUGAGAAGAACCCUUGGGGAAUAGAUGAAGGGAACAAAAGAGUAAAGGGUAAGUAUUCAGAGAGGACUGAAUCAGACGAAGAAAACCCUUCACAAAGCAUAACAGGAGAUGCGGGGAACUCUUCAAAGGCCUCAGAAGGAGAUGAAGAGGAUCUUUUGGAGAGCUCAGAAGUAUCAACUAGUAAAGACCCGUCAAUAAUCAAGUUCAUCUCAGUCUUCUACAUGCCUUACUUAAUGAGAGGUUUUUCUUUCCCUUGAGAUAACUUCCGUAGUUUGUUUAAAUCUUUUUUAAAAAUUUCCUGUACGUUUUCAAGUGAUUUAGUUAGUGAAGUGCCAUGCAUUAAUCUGAUGGCAUUUAGGCUGUCUAGUUGUCAUUCAUCCUUUAGAAAUCGUAAAUGUAGGUUCUAAUUUUAUGGUUACUUGAUUUUGAUUGUUAUUAGUGCCUCAUAUCUAACAAUUGUACAACAAGAAGUUGAUGCAUAAACAAGCCGUAGCAUUGGUCCAAAAUAUGUUAAGGCAACUGGAUAAAACAAUGAAUAGGAAAGAGAUAAAAGAUUUUUUUGACAGUUCUACCGCCAUAAAGACGGCUAUAAAGCUUGGAUCCACAGAGUUUAUAGUGGCGUCUCUUGAAAAAUUCAGUUACCUUAUUACACAUGAAAUGUCGGGGCAAACAAUGGCUCAAAUGGCUGUUGAAGAACGAAAUGAUACUAUUUUAUUUACUUGUGUGAAACUACUGAUGUUAUGGGGAUUAAAAUGGAUCUAGUUUCUAAAAUUGAUAAAAGUUAUAGCACUAUCUUGCACUAUGCCGCAAAGUUGGCACCUUCGGCUAAACUCAAUUUGGUGUCCGGAGCAGCUCUACAGAUGCAACGGGAAUUACAGUGGUUUUAGUGUGUGGAAAGUAUUCUGCGCAAGAAACAUAGGCUCAAGACGAACAUAGAUGGAGAUACAGCCCAACAUAUAUUUACCGGGGAACAUAAAGGUCUGGUGGAGAAAGGCGAGAAAUGGAUGAAGGACACAUCUGGAUCUUGCAUGGUAGUAGCUGCCCUCAUUGCUACCGUAACCUUUCAAACUGCUUUCACUGUCCCCGGAGGUUAUGUUAGUGAUAUUAACAGCAGCAAAAAUGGCUCCCCAGUUUUUCUGGAAACAACAUCAUUUACGGUUUUUGUGGUGGCAGAUGCUUUAGCUCUGUUCUCUUUUGUCACGUCAGUACUUAUGUUUUUUGCUAUAUACACGUCACGAUAUGCAGAAGAAGAGUUCUACAAGUCCUUGCCACGAAAAGUGAUUAUAGGUCUUGGAACGCUGUUCAUAUCUUGGAGGUAGAUUUGCCUGGGCACUGAUUCCUAUAUCACUGUUCAGCUGUGUUCCCGUGUUCUUGUUUGCAUUGUUGCAGUUACCAUUAUUUGUUGAAAUUGUUCGGUCUGCUUAUUGGGGUUGCCUCUUUUUGAAACAUAGAUAUAUCCACCGCACAGGCAAUCGGUAUAAUGCUAAAAGGAAAGGUAAAUGAGCUUUAAAUCAGGUUGUGCAGGCUGCAAAAGAUUUGGAGGUGUAAUGAAUGGAGUUACUCCCUAGCUGAUUUGGUUGUACACCUUGGCGCAUUUUACUUCACCGCAUUUAGUUUCUUGAUGAAAAUGCAUUUGAUUUCUUGAUCUUGUAUUUUACUCCUGAACAUUUGCAAUUUGAUGUAUCCAUGUUAAUGAAAACCAAUUUGUUA